Pomacea canaliculata is the source of this 7984-nucleotide messenger RNA. RefSeq names its product solute carrier family 12 member 8-like. Gene Ontology annotation, biological process: chloride ion homeostasis; potassium ion import across plasma membrane; chloride transmembrane transport. NCBI's taxonomy places the organism in Eukaryota, Metazoa, Mollusca, Gastropoda, Architaenioglossa, Ampullariidae. Gene Ontology annotation, molecular function: potassium:chloride symporter activity. The transcript is spliced from 16 exons. Gene Ontology annotation, cellular component: membrane. Bases 378 to 2525 code for a protein of 715 amino acids. The record is from RefSeq and is a predicted model, not a curated record.
GAUCUGCCAAUCAAUCUGAGCAGACGAUGUAAAGGUUUCUUUUUUGGUUUGGUUUGUUUUUUAAUAUAAAGCGAUGCUGGCGUGGCUGUUUGAUCUUAAAACGAUUAGAACCUGCAGCAUUACCCCCCAAAUCGUGAGUGGUAUUAAACGUCUGCAAUUAGCGACAUAACAAAACAUUUUAGAAAGAUAAUGUGGUGUGUGGCAUUUAGAUAGUAAGUGCAAGGCGGUGCAACCACAGAGCCCGAGCGCUCUUGCCAUCAAGCCGUGCUGUGACUGAGACUGGAGUAUGGCAGGAUGAAGGAAAGGAUAUUAUUAUAAUCAUCGCCUCAGAAAGAUUCCAAUAACACGUCAACAAGCGAGAGACAAAGCUAUCAUCCAUGGCUGACCAAAAAGACACAGAAGAAGGUUCUCUCUUGCCUGGGGCAGGUGGGAAACAACAGAAAAAAAUGCCAGACUGGAGUCGUUUUGGUUUAAGUCGUGAACAGCAGGCACAGUCACAGAAACAUUAUGCAGCCACCGAUCAGACUGAUGACAUAGGGCAACACAACGAGCUGUUCAGGGAAGACCAGAUGCUGCAACAAGUACCAUGGUGGAAGGCCAACUUUUUCAUCUCACAGCCUGUCUUGUUUGGCACAUGGGAUGGUGUCUUUACAUCUUGUCUUAUUAAUAUACUCAGUGUUGUCAUCUUCCUUCGCAUGGGAUGGAUAGUUGGGAAUGCCGGGAUUGGGUUGUCCAUUCUGACUGUGCUAAUGUCGAUGUCCAUUAUUCUUAUCACUGCACUGAGUGCUAUUGGACUGUGUGAGCGAUGCCAUGUGGACAGUGGUGGCGUAUACUUCCUUAUUGCUCAUAUUCUUGGCGCUCGUAUUGGAGGUAGCAUUGGAGUUCUCUACUGCUUUGCACAGGCUGUUGGCUGUUCAUUGAGUGUAUUGGGUUUUGGUGAGUCAAUUAUGACCUUGCUGGGACAAAGCAACCCAUGGAUUGCUCGUGGAAUUGCCUUUGGUGUUGUGAUUCUGCUGCUAGGCAUCAAUGUGGCAGGAGUGAAAUGGGUCAUCCGUCUCCAGUUGAUUCUCUUACUGGUUUUGUUCCUUUCAGCCAUGGACCUGGUUGUGGGAUCAUUUGUGCACACAGAGCCUGAAAGUGGGUUCAUUGGUUACAAGGAGGUGAACUUUGUGAACAAUUCAGGCCCAGACUUCAUUGAUGGAGAGAAUUUUUUCACAAUUUUUGGACUCUUCUUCGCCACAGUCACAGGAAUUUUGGCUGGCAUUAACAUGUCUGGAGACCUCCGUGAUCCAUUUCACAAUAUUCCACAUGGCACCCUUGCUGCCCUGGGAGCUGGAACAAGUCUGUACAUAAUCAUUAUCUUUGUGCUGGGAGCAACUUGUGUUCGAACAUUUCUUCUGAAUGACUACAUGAUUGCAGAGAAGGUGUCAAUAACAGGUGUUUUGUGGUUAGCUGGUCUCUACUUGUCAUCAGUGUCUUCAUGCAUGGGCAGUCUUUAUGGACCACCUCGGAUCCUUCAGUCUAUUGCCAAUGAAAAUGUCAUACCUGUUGUUCGUUUCUUGGGGCAUGGCCGUGGGCCUAACAAGGUUCCUGUUUAUGCUUUGGUGGUCAUUACAUUGGUAGGACUCCUCUUUAUCUGUAUUGGUGAUGUCAACUCCCUGGCACCUGUAGUAACAACAGCCUUUCUGUUGACAUAUGCUGCUGUUGACUAUUCUUACUUUGCACUAGCAAUGUCCUAUGACAAACGCCAGGAACGAGAGGCCCGGUUUUUGGUAAAAACAAAAGCAGAGCCCAGUGACACAGUUAUAGAGGAGAAAAUCCCACAUUCUGAUCCUGUUGCUGGGGUUCUUCAUGGCACGACAAUAGACAUCUCCACCCAUAAGGACUCAUUUGAAAAAUUGGCAGUGGACUUGGACAAGCUGUUUCCUGAACGACUGGCACAACGUGGACAGCAUCAUCUUGUGCGACAGAACUCCGUCACUAACAGUGCUGCCACAACACCAGAUGCUGACUUUGAUGCCACCAAGCGACGCAUGUCAGCUGUUGAAGACGCUUCAACAGAAAAUCUCAAUGAUGCCUCACAGCUUCUGGGAACAAAGAAGACUCCCAACACAGAGAUUACUAAACAGCCACGUUCAUGGUACUCAGUACUAUGCAAUAGGUGGCUCUCCCUUAUUGGGGUGAUUCUGUCGUUUGUAAUUAUGUUUGCAAUCCAGUGGAUCUACUCUCUGAUAGAACUAGCAGUCUUCUUCAUCAUCUACUUCUACAUUGGCAGAGCUAGCCCUGGCUAUUUCCCUGGUAUAGCAGAAUUCAACUUGUAUGACUGGCUGAAAGACUGCUGUCGCUUUUGCUGUGGGCAUGGAGGGUCCCACGAAGAGCAGAUUGUUGUGGCACCUAGCACGCCAGCUGUGCAAACACUAGCAGCCCAGCUGACAGAAGACAACGAGGACUUUGCAAACAGGGGGCGCUAUCACCAGUCAGAAGUUAUGCAGGGAGAUAAUUUUGAUGACUACACCAGUGAUUAAGUUUGUUUCCUGCGCUGUUGUUGAAUGAAAAGUUAUUGGCAUAUGCAGUUAAAAUUUAUGCCUACCCACCACAGAAAACCACUUAAAAAGUUAUGAAGUGUGUGACAAAUAUAUUUAUCUGGCUUAAGAGUUCAAAGACUUCAUUUCACAAUUACUGAUAAUUUUAUCAGUUUUCUUGUUUCAAAUGAUUGCAUGGGCUUUUCUUCCUGCAUAUAUUUUAUACUUAUCUGUGCCCUUCAAUUUUUAUUUUUAAAACAUCAUGGGUAUUUAGUUGUCAUAGAACUGCAUCUUAUAAAUAUAAAAUUACAUCAUAACAGUUCACUAUAUUUGAAUCUCAGACAGUAAAGAUUUAACUCACGAAAAAAUCUUCUGAAAACCAGUGUAAACAAAAUAAAUAUAUGAUUGAUUAGAUCAGUUAACAGAAACUAGCAAAGCAUGCAUCAUACGAAAGAUAUUAUGCAGGGUAAUAAAGGCAGCUAUAGAAACAUCCCUUAUUGAAAUGAAAUAAUUAUAGUCACUGUCACUAACUUGUUUAAGACAACUUCCUUUUAAUAAACAUCAGUGUCUUGCAGCCAAAGCACCUGCUGUGCACCAAGUAGACAAUAUGCUCAUUGCACAAUCUCAAUGGACGAUGUAUAAUGUGUUCAGGUCAUGUAAUGAGCAUGACUUGUGAGCAAUCCUGAGGAGGAGGACCAAUUGAAAAAUGCAGUCAUUUUUUUUUUUCAAAUGAAACUACCUUUAGUAAUUACUUGGUUCUGCCCAGUCAUCCUGUGCUUAUAAUAUGUUGUUUUCUGCAUAAUAUAUAUAUGCUGAGGGGGCUGUUUAGAUAAUAGAACAUGAAGAUUAGUGAUAGUAUCUCAUUAUCAGUUUAGUGUCAUACAUAUAAUCCUCUUAGCUCUCAUAACUACUGAAAGAGAUGUCCAAUGAUUUACAUAUAAAGAUAUCUUUAAAUGAAAGUAAAUCUUCCUGCAUUGUUGAGCAUUUAAUUAUGUAGCGGAUAUCAGUAUAGAGACACCCUAUAGAUGUCUUAAUUAUUCUUUUUGAAUGUUGCCAACAAAACCUCACACACCUAAAACUGCUCUAACUUGCACUUAUGGAGGUUAUAGUCAUAUUGAUGCAAGACCUAAAUAAGUACCAGAAGUGCUGUUGCAGCUGUCUCAAGUGUGGAUAUUACACAUUAAAAAAUGGUGGAAGUAUGUCUCUUUAGAUUCCAAAACUUACACAAAUGACUGACUUGGGAGGAUUUUUUCCAAACUCUGAAAUUAUGAACUGUUUCUGGAGUGUAAGGCUUGGCUUGUCACACUUGUAAAGAUUUAUCUUUCAAGGACCUUGCUUAAAAUUUUCCACAUUAUGGCUGUUUUUUUAACAAAAAGCACAAUAUUUAUUUGUGGAUAUCUGCUAUCAGAUCAGAAUGCAAUACAUGUAGCUGCUUUCAGAUUUAAAACCUCGUUUUUUCCGCACCUCCUAGUCUAUCACAUUUUCAGACAUUGGGUAAAGCUUAGUAAUUAUUGUCUUCUACUCAGCAGGCAUCGUGUUCUUCCAAAAGCCUUGGAGUGCAUGUACGUACUUGUUGCAGAAUCUUGUCUUACGAUUCUUUUUAUUAAAGCUUUUAUGAUGUGUUAAUAUAUUCAUUUAAAUCUGUUAUGCAUCUAUAAUAUUAUUUCAUUGAAUUUUCAAUGGUUUCCACACAGUUACUUUUUUUUAAUUUCCGCCACUUUAACCUCAGGUUAUUUUGACAAGCAUUGUGUUCAUUUGUUACUAGUAUCAGCCAAACCAUGGAGCCUAUGACAGGGUGGAAACAUACAACACAUAAUGAAGUCAUAACUUAGCAUGUGAUGAAUUUGAUAACUUUCACUAUGAUAUCCUUCUCCAGCACUUUCUUGAUACUUUUGGUCCCUCUUGUGCUGUUUUAAACUGGUCCUACCUGACUGACCCCACCUAGUCUGUGGUAGAUGAAAGCACUAUCUUCCAUUAGUUUGAAGUAUGGGUGCCACAGCAAUCUAUUCUCUGGUCUCUUUUAUUUGCAAUAUACAUUCAACCACUUGGUCCCAAUAUCCACCACUUGGGCCUUCAGUAUUACUUGUAUGCUGAUGAUACACAGUGUAGCAUUUGAACUUGCUUAUCAGCAUCUACAGGUCAGUACCACCACAAAAUAAGCAGUAGAUUAUGUGAAAGCCUGGAUGGAUGUGCAUCAACAAACAGAAAACGAAUGAGGACAAAACCGAGGUCAUUCUAACAGCCUCUCCAAGUAAACUGAGAUCCGGACCAUAACAUACUACUAUUAAUUUCUCUGAAAUAAACAUCUCUCCCAGAUCGUCAGAAAUCUCAGGGCAUUAUAGUUUCAUGAAUCUCACAUUAAUGCUAUCUGCAAGUUCAUCUUCCUUUUGUUUUGCAGGAUCAUAUUUGACCCUUUCUGUUAGUUUCUACCACCAAAAAAGCUUGUCAGUUUUCGUACUGCCCCAGCUAGAUUACUGCAACUCUCUGCUUGUCACCAUUCCUUAUGAAAAAACUUCAGAGGGAUCAGAAUGAUCCUGUUCAUCAUGUCUUCAGUAUGCUACACACCUCCUCUACAAGUUCCACUGCCUGCCAGUUUGAGCUUGCAUUGAUUACAACAUCACCAUAAUGUGUUACUGUUGUCUGCAUGGCCUUGCUCUGGCAUAGCCUUUCGAGCUGCUGACGCCUUACCACCAAAGUCUGUCUGUGUUCUGUUUGUUUUGCCCUCCUUUCUGUGCCAAACAUCAGACAAGAGAAAUUUGGCAAAUGCUUUUUUUUCUCUGGGUCCACCCUUUGAAAUUCUCUAAUGCUUUUUCCUCGAAGUGUGUAAACAUUCAAAGUUUUCAAUUCUGGCCUCAAGACACACCUCUUGAAGAAAAAUAGAUUUUUUUUUCUGCUCACUCCUCAGUUUUAUUUUGUCUAAAUUCAUGGAUUCUGUUCAUGUUUGCCAAUGAGUUAUCUCUUUGCUGAUGUUUGUUUGUCUUUGUUGUAUGGUGACUCAGUUUGUAGUCUUAAAUAUGCAGUUCUCUGAGCUUGCCUCCAUGUGUGGAAAUAUUACAGAUUCAUUUACUGUUAUUUUUAUGAUAACUCACCUUCACACAAUGCUUGACUGCUGGCAAGUUCUACAGACCAGCCAUUUCAAACUGCAAAUUUUCCCAGGUAUAUACUGUCAAUCUCUGCAGUGAUGAUGACAGUGACUCAACCUUUUGAUUAUUGUCUGCUAUUAUUUAAAAUAGUUGUGACAUCCUGAAUCUGUCACCUUAAUUGUUAUGGCUGUGACAUAGCCAUCAUAAUUGUAAUGGAUAUGUCAAGUGUUUAGUAAUUGUGAUCUGGUCAUUUAAUAGCUCUUGGCAUUAAUGGCCCUUUAGAAUUUAUGAUGUUAGCUUACUGUUAUGUGAGGGUGUUAUUGUUUUUAAUCAGUAUUUUUGUAACUUCUAUGUUUUGUAAGAUUUGUCGUGUCUGAAGAAUGUUUUAUGAUUAUAACUGUGACCUCUUAAAAUUUGUAGCAGUAACUUGCGUGUUAACUAAAUUUGUGGUGUUGACAAGUCAUGUUACAUAACCACUAUGAAUGUAUGCACAUGUCAUUCAAUUUUAUGUAACUCCUUACAAAGUAUACAGUUUACCAUAAAAAAAUAUUAUGUCAGCUAUAGUUGAUUCCAAAUUGUUUAUCAAAUGAUGUCUGCCACCAAAGCAUGUUCUGUCAGCUCAGUUUUAACCUAUUAAGCUUUCUUCUCAGAAUCCUGUUUGACAGGGUAUUUCACUCAACAAUCAUUUUGAACAGAGUCUAUAUACUGAACAGGUCUUGGUUAUCCAUUGGUUAACAGCAUGGUUAUCCAUUGUGUAGUAUUAAGUAAACAUUAACAGUGGAUUUCCCCCACACACACACACAAACAUCUCCCAUCAAACUAACACAUAUAACCAAGGUUUGAUUAUCAGCCGGUGCAAUUGAUGUUUACUGUCAGUGGUUUUUGUGUGUGUGUGCACCCAAACAUGUGUGUGUACAUGCACAUGCCUCUGUGUAUGUGCACACACAUACAUGUGCUUGUUCAUGCAGUUGCAAAUGUUUCCGUUCAAAAAUGUCAUUUGUUUGCAUGCCACAGCUGACUUGUGAUAUUUUAAUUAAAGUGAGAAAAUCUUAGUUUUACUUUAUUAUGUAUGCAUUUAAAAUAAGGAUUUUUUUUCCUCUAAACUUAAAUCUUGCUUUAAUCUUAAAUUUUGGUUUCAAAUUAUUUUGAAUUAAUGUGAUGGUGUGAUCAGUCUAAUCAUUGCGAUCUUAUCAAAUGCUUCUAUUGCAAACAAGCAGAAUGUGCAUUUUGUUUCAGAUAAAUCAAAAACUGCCAAAAUGCUUGAACAUGAAUCUUGCUAGCAUAUGAAAAAAAUCUUGAAAAUCUUAAAUAAGCUGCGUGAGAAGUAAAUAGGACCUCUGUUGCAGAUGAAAUGGCAAACAUUUUUGUGAAAUGGGUAUGUACUUAAAAUGUUUUUGUGAACAAACACUAUAAAGAAAAAAAACUUUAAAAUAUUACACAGUAUGUCUUGAUGUGUAUGUUGAUUGUGCUGUUUGAUAGCUAGACCAAGCUUACUUCUGUAAAAGGAAUUUUUUUGUGUGUGUGAUGGUCAGAUUGUUAGUCUGUGAUAUUCCUCCUGAAUGCUGGGCCCCUUCAAAGUUUCCAGAACUUACUGCGCAACUGCAGGCUAGCAAUAAACUGAUUAGUCUGUUUUCAAUAUGCCAGUUAAAUCAACAAAAGAUAAUUUGAUCAAGAUGACCUUUCAUGUUAGCAUUUCAUUAAUUUACGUGAAAAGAACUUAAUUUUCUAUCUUAAUUUGGAGUAGUGAACUUGGUUUUUGUGACAUCAAAGGUAAGUGUUUUUCUGCCAAAGUAUAAUAAGAGGCAUACAGCAGAUAUGUCAGCAAUAUUCAUGCCUUGGGUUGUUAAGGUUACCAUGAUUUCUCCACUUUCCACAUCAAUAGAAGAUCUGCUUGACUCCAGGUUUGAUUCUUUUGGUAGUCAGAUAAACUGUACUUCUUCCUUAUCUCUGACUACCUGUAAAUGCAUGAGACUUGCACAGAUAAUUGUUGUCUGUGGUUGCAAUUAGUAACUCACAAAAAAUGUCCCAGCUUGUCGAUGUGCAAGCUUUUUUCAGUUACAGUUAAUGUCUGUAUAUUGAGAAAACUAACCAUACCAGACAUUAGCCAAUAAUGACUAAAGAAUGAUUUUAAAAAAUUAGUUAUUGAGAUGUGAAUGACAUCUUAAUAUCCUACUGUAAAUGACAUUAUGACAUAUAUCUCAGGCUGUACCUUAAUCACAUGAGUCUUGGUGUCACUUGCCUGCAGUUAAGCCUUGUUCUGGACUGAGGGGCUCUGCUCCAUGAAAUAAAAAAAUAUUUACUCUUUGUUGUUGUUAAGACAGGCAAGCUGUUAUACUGUUUAGACUUAAAUGAAUAUGUAAAAAAAAAUGUAUACUUAUA